AAAAAAAAAAUCCUUCACCUCAGGUCCUCAGCUCGCCAAGACCGCACAGUCACUCUCUCUCUCUCUCACUCACAGAACUUCGCAUAUUCUUGUUCAUUCAAUUUCAACCUCUCUAAAAGUCACAUGGCUGCUCCUGCAGUGGAAGGCACAGCCGUGGCGGCGCUCCGGGCGGUCAUGUUCCGAGUCCGGCAGGCUGCGGAGCGGUCUGGUCGGAAACCCGACCUGGUCCGGGUCGUGGCCGUUUCGAAAACCAAACCGGUCUCCCUCAUCCGCCAAGUCUACGACUCUGGAUACCGUUGCUUUGGCGAGAACUACGCACAAGAACUCAUCGAAAAAGCCCCUCAACUUCCUCAAGACAUAGACUGGCAUUUCAUUGGGCAUUUGCAAAGCAACAAAGUCAAAUCGCUACUCACUGGAGUCCCAAAUCUGGCAAUGGUUGAGGGUGUAGAUAAUGCAAAGGUUGCAAAUCAUCUUGACCGGGCAGUUUCAAGCCUUGGAAGAAAUCCUUUGAAGGUUUUGGUCCAAGUGAAUACCAGUGGAGAAGCUUCAAAAUCUGGCAUUGAUCCUUCUGGCUGUGUCGAACUUGCAAAACACGUUAAGUUGCAGUGCCCAAAUCUAGAGUUCUCUGGCUUAAUGACAAUUGGGAUGCCAGACUAUUCAUCGACUCCAGAAAACUUUAGGACGCUAUCAAACUGUAGAAUUGAAGUUUGCAAGGCACUUGGAAUAGCGGAGGAGCAAUGUGAGUUGUCAAUGGGCAUGUCAGGUGACUUUGAGCUAGCGAUUGAAAUGGGCAGUACCAAUGUGAGAGUCGGAUCAACCAUAUUUGGCCCGAGGGAGUAUGCCAAGAAACAACCAAAUUAGCAUCUUCAAGAUGCAUACUGUUGCUUCAGGAAAAAAAUCGGAAUUCAUGCUCUUGCUUUAUGUAAUUAUGUAUUCAAAUUUGUUGGUCUAGCACAAAAAGAAAAAGAAAAAGAAUUGUACCUUUUACCUGUAUGUCAUUUUUUAUGUAAAUCAAAGUGAUUACCUAUCCAACUUCUUAUA
Quercus robur (English oak) is the source of this 1041-nucleotide messenger RNA. RefSeq lists its product as uncharacterized. Gene Ontology annotation, cellular component: intracellular anatomical structure. Bases 124 to 861 code for a protein of 245 amino acids. Gene Ontology annotation, molecular function: pyridoxal phosphate binding. The record is from RefSeq and is a predicted model, not a curated record. NCBI's taxonomy places the organism in Eukaryota, Viridiplantae, Streptophyta, Magnoliopsida, Fagales, Fagaceae. The transcript has 7 exons.